Morchella importuna is the source of this 1032-nucleotide messenger RNA. RefSeq lists its product as uncharacterized. The record is from RefSeq and is a predicted model, not a curated record. The coding region runs from base 1 to 1032 and encodes 343 amino acids. NCBI's taxonomy places the organism in Eukaryota, Fungi, Ascomycota, Pezizomycetes, Pezizales, Morchellaceae. The transcript has 2 exons.
AUGGAGGACGUCGCUGAGAUGGAGCGAGACAUGGUUCAGGUUGUGACGGGGUAUGAGCGUCUAUACUAUCAGUACAAGCUCUCCAAGAUCCGUGGCUGCACCACGCAGGUGCAUGGGCUGCUGCACCUGGGCAUGGCCAUGAAGGUCUGCGGCCCGAAUCCGAUAUACCACCAGUACCCAAUGGAGAGGACAUGUGGAACGAUCAAGGCAAUGUGCCACAGCCGUUCGUCUGCUAAUCGUAAUCUUUCAUUGCAGCUGCUUGAGCGGGAGAGGCUCAGGUACCUGCCUUUGAUUGCUUUGGUGCCGCCUGGCUUUAGUGAGACCGCCGAGAGACGUCUGUUUGGACUGGGAGAGAAGGACAAGGUUGCCUAUCCAGCAGAGUACCCGGACUGCCUCUUGAUGGGCCCCAAGAUCUCCCGCCGGUUGAAUCAGUACGAGCGGAACCACCUGAGGCAGUUCCACGCUGACGUGAUAGGUGUGCCAGUGAGGUCGAGAGAGAUUGUUGGGAAUCCAAUGCUGUUCAGCGGCAUAUUCAAGCUCUGGGGUAGGGCAGUUGCGGGAAGAGUUUUGAGCAAUAGCAGCGAGCAUGAGGUGGUAGGAUCGGCCAUCUCCAACCCAAAGCCUGGUGUCUGUUCGUCCCGCAGGGAUGACUCCUGUGUCAGGUACAUAUUGACCGGCGAUGGGGACAACGAUGUCUCAUACUUUGGCAAAGUAAUGUUCUUCAUGCCGUACGAGAUACACAAUGACGAGAGGCUUGAGGACGAGCCAGAGCGUUUCAUGAUGGCCUACAUCCAGCGGUUGGAGGUGGGGAGGGUGAGGAAGCUCAAGUUGGCAUACAUAAUCAACAGACAACAACGGGUCCUCAAGGAGUUUGUUGAUCUGUCCGAUGUACAGGAACUGAUAGGUUGCAUCAAGUCGCGCGGGAAGGAGUUUUUGGUGUCAAGGACGUCGUGCUUCUGGCCAAAGAAGGGUUUUGCUUGGUGGGAAGUUAUUGACAACGAGGCGCUUUUUAUUGGCGCUAACGUGCAGUAA